AGUGCUCAACUCAUUGCACCAUUAACAAUGCUUUUUCCUCUCUUCUUUUCCCCCGAUCAUCAACUCCAUUUCAACUUCUUUCAACUACCACCAUGCCCCAUUCUCUGAUCUCCACUUUCCGGCCACCACUCCUCCGCCGUCACCCACCUUCCACCUCCGGUCAACCACCCACUCUCCGGCCAAAACCCAUCUCGAAACACUCAUCUUUCUUGAUCCAAUCAACAUCAAGACCUCAAGAUUUCAAGAUCAUGGCCAAGAAGAAACCCAUUGAAGGGGUUAGUGAUCAGAUGAAUGCGAUUGCUUCCCAGAAUCUUGAUCACGCGCCGGCUCGCCGGAGAGUGAGAUUGGCUUUUACACAAGUUCAAGAACAGCUUGAUCAUGUCCUGUUUAAGAUGGCUCCUUCUGGAAUCAGGACCGAGGAGUGGUUUGAAAUGAACUCAAAGGGUCAAGAAAUUUUCUGUAAAAGUUGGUUGCCAAAACCCGGAGUCCGAAUCAAAGCCGCAGUGUGUUUUGUUCAUGGUUAUGGCGACACUUGCACCUUUUUCUUUGAAGGCAUUGCUAAGAGAAUUGCUGCUGCUGGUUAUGGUGUUUAUGCUAUUGAUCAUCCUGGUUUUGGUCUGUCUGAAGGGCUGCACGGCUAUUGUUCCAACUUUAAUGACAUAGUUGACAAUGUUAUUGAACAAUACACAAAAAUCAAAGGAAGACCCGAGGUGAGAGGGAUGCCUCGGUUUCUACUGGCCCAGUCAAUGGGAGGUGCUGUGGCGCUUAAAGUUCAUCUUAAAGAACAACGUGAAUGGGACGGUGUAGCUCUUGUCGCUCCGAUGUGUAAAAUUGCAGAGGAAAUGAAGCCUCCGGAACCACUGCAGAAAGUUCUAAUCUUUUUGUCAAGAAUUAUGCCAAAAGCAAAGCUCGUACCCACGAAAGAUCUCGCUGAGCUGGCUUUUAGGGACCCACAGAAAAGAAAAUUGGCUGAUUAUAAUGUCAUAAGCUACUCUGAUCAGACACGAUUAAAGACUGCUGUUGAACUUCUAAAUAUAACAAACGAACUCGAAUCAGAAGUGGAAAAGGUUUCUGCGCCAUUGUUGAUUCUUCACGGAGCUGCAGACAAGGUAACGGAUCCGAAUAUCAGCAAGUUUCUUUACGAUAAGGCUGCCAGCAAGGACAAAACUUUGAAGCUUUACGAUGGAAGUUACCAUUGCAUUCUUGAAGGGGAAUCGGAUGAGAGGAUACUUGAGGUACUUGGUGACAUUAUUGGGUGGCUUGAUUCUCAUUGCUCUAUUCGAUAGAUGUUUGUAGCAGUUGUUGAGAUUAAAGAAAAUCUGUUCAAGUUUCACCAAAGCGCGAAGCAUUUGACACACUAGAUCGGAUUCUUUAUUCUUUUUGUUACCACAAUCUGGUGAAUUUUGAUGUAACGUGUUACUUGUCUGUCGUUUAAUGUUUAUGUGUAACAUUGUUGUUGUUGUUGUUCUAGUUUGUUUUAAAUUGUUUGUCAAUA
This is a messenger RNA of Helianthus annuus (common sunflower), 1495 nucleotides long. Its product is annotated as caffeoylshikimate esterase. Gene Ontology annotation, cellular component: membrane. Bases 93 to 1286 code for a protein of 397 amino acids. Lineage: Eukaryota; Viridiplantae; Streptophyta; Magnoliopsida; Asterales; Asteraceae. The transcript is spliced from 8 exons. The record is from RefSeq and is a predicted model, not a curated record. Gene Ontology annotation, molecular function: lipase activity.